AUGCCUCCAAAGAAGAAGAAAACACCGGCCCGUCUUAAGCAAACCACGUUAAUCAACUUGACCACACUCUCUCCGAAACGCACUAGGUCCACCCAAGCCCUAAGUUCUGAUCCUGGAAAACAGAAUAACGCAGAUGAUUCUUCUUCCGAAGAUAUUGGUGCUCUCAAGUUUGAAGCCAAAGUAUCGACGGGAAGCGAUCCAGAAACAGCGGAUAAUUUAAAUUUUGGAGGAGUCAGACGCAAACGUCUGUCCCGCGUCGUCAGCGACAGCGAUUCUGAACAUGACUCAGGACAAGAUCCAGCCUCAAAUUCGUCUGCAAAGCCUUCGUCUCGUCGGCGUCGUGAAGUUAAAGAAGGAAACGGCGGCAAUAUUGGUGAGGACGACAAGCCCAGCAAGCGACGCCGACUUUUAAAGGGACGCCGUGCACAAACGAGUCCUGCAGAAGAGGAUGAGGAUGAAAGGUUUGAUGAGGUCGAUGACAAGUAUAUUGUGGAAAAUCGUUUUCGUGCCCGCGACAAAAAAACCGCUUUUCAGCGUAACCUCGAAAGGCUUCAAUUGCGGAAACGCGGACAGGUAUCACCAUCAGCGUCUUCUCAUGACGAAGAAGAGAGCGACAAAGAGCGACCAUUCGCAGGUGCCAAACCCCACAUUGACCACGGCAGCCCGAGCCAACUUUCGUCUGACUCCGAAAAUUCUUCCGAUUUCAUCGUUGAAGAUGACGGGAUGGCCAUGCCACAGUUGCCGACUGAGUUUAGCAUGGAAUCGCAUCAAGAUCUCUCUCACCAGUUCAAGAAGAUUUUUCAGUUUUUCGUACAUAUCGCUGUACAAUCUCCGCAAGAUCGUCGUUCUUUCAUGGCCAAGCAGUUGCGAGACGAAGAGUAUUUUUCCGUGCCGCUGCAAGUCCUCAGACGAAAGAUUUUAGGCUUGAGGGACUCUUUAGUCGCUUCCUCCGUGUGGAGACCAGAUUUCAAAAAGGCACUAGAAAAAUUCCCAAACCUGGAUAUAGUCCCUCUUGAAUUUUCUGUUCCAUAUUGUGAUGCUUGCCACCUCGGCCGCAGGACAUCAACGCUGCUAGGAAGACUGAGCGGAAACCCGUGUGAAAGAUCAGGGUUCAACGAUAAGGAUGAUACUGAAAGUGAAGAGACUCUGGAAUUCCAUUUGGGACGCUUCUGCGCCAAGCGGACACGGAUUUUCCACGAGUUUUCACACUGGGAGAACGCCCUCUUUCUAUGCGUUUGUCGAGAGAUUGAGGAACUCCGUGGAGCGAGUCAGACUAGGGGAUUUUAUCGAGUCGCUUACAUGGGGGGCAAGCAGCCUCCAGACGACCUCGGAGAUGCUGAUGGAAUAUGUGAAUGGCUAGACGAACGACAGUUGAUAGAAAUUGAAUGGGAAAAGAUCAAGACGUUGAUGGAAAGUGCGAGGCAUCUUGAAAUGUCGGCAAGAAAGGGUGAAAAUGUAGAGUAG
Molecule: messenger RNA, 1464 nt
Organism: Laccaria bicolor S238N-H82
Lineage: Eukaryota; Fungi; Basidiomycota; Agaricomycetes; Agaricales; Hydnangiaceae
Exons: 6
Coding region: 1-1464 (487 amino acids)
Cellular component (GO): nucleus
Source: RefSeq, a predicted model, not a curated record